AUGAAACGAUUGCAGCUGAAUGUAUUAGGUCUGUCCGAAGUUAGAUGGACAGGAGCUGCAUCCUUCGCAACAGGUGACUAUACCUUAGUCUACUCUGGAGGAGAUCAACAUGAGAGAGGAGUAGGCAUGCUUUUAGACGAACAAACAUCUAAAAGCAUAAAAGGCUACUGGGCGGUUUCGGACAGGGUACUUCUUAUGAAGCUCUACGGUAAACCUUUCAAUAUUUCCAUCAUCCAAGCAUAUGCACCAACAGCUAACUAUGAUGACGAUUCAAUCACGGAUUUCUAUGAAGAUCUAGACAAAGCAUACAAACAAUGCAACUCUAAUGACAUCGUCUACGUGAUGGGUGAUUUCAAUGCGAAAGUGGGAAACGAAAGAGUUGGCAACACAGUAGGACCUUUUGGUCUAGGAGCCAAAAACGAGAGAGGUGAUAAUCUUAUAGCCUGGUGUCAAUCACAUAAUCUCGUCAUCACUAAUACAUGGUUCAAGAACCACCCACGUAGACUAUGGACAUGGAAAAGCCCUGGAGACCCAAUGAUUGAACUACAUGAUUUAUCAUCUGAUGAAUCGUUUGAUGAUAUGAAAUCAUCAGAUACAUCUUAUUCAUCUCCAAAGACUGGUGCUGCAUCUAAUAAAAGUUCAUCGAAUAGUACUAUGUACGAUUCACCCAGAGUGAGUGAUAUUAUACUCGUUCGAGCAGCUGCUUAUCAUGGAAUCAAUCAAUUACAAACUUUCUCCAAUAUUUUUUUAAUAAACUGA
Molecule: messenger RNA, 759 nt
Organism: Adineta ricciae
Lineage: Eukaryota; Metazoa; Rotifera; Eurotatoria; Adinetida; Adinetidae
Source: the annotation of a GenBank genome assembly